GCCGGUCCCGGGCUACCUUUACCAGACCCGAGGCUUGACCGGGCCUUGGCCCGGCCCGGGUCCAUCACUAAGUCUGGUACUGGCCUACUGGGUGGAUGGGUUGGAUGAAAAUGUGGAAGUUUGCUAUUCCACCUAAAGUUAAAAAAAUUCUGGCAAGCGUGUAACCAGGGGCGGAGCUAGAGGGGUGGCCAACCGGGCCACGGCCCGCCCCAAAUUUGAAAAUUCCUUGUAUUUUUAGUCUAAAAAUUUAUGUUAAAAAAAUUAUCUGGAAAAUUCUUUGUACCGGCCCAGCCCAACCUUCAAUCCUAGCUACGCCCCUGCGUGUAACAUAUGUCUCUCUACUCCCUACCUAAGAAAGAUAAGGGUAAAUAUUGCAGGGGUUUGUAGUGUUUGCGGAAAGAGAAGGAAUCUGUCAUGCAUCUCUUGGUCUCAUGUGAGGCGGCGGCAGAAUUGUGGAAGGGGUUUGGGUGGGAUUCUGUUGGUAGGGGGCUACGAGUUUCAUUCAGUAGGUGGAGGAGUUCUGCAAGAGAAAUGUGGAGGAGUGAAGCAGGAUGGUGAUCCUUUAUUGGGGGUUAUGGCAGGCAAGAAAUGAGAAAACUUGGCAAGGCAAGGUCUGGUGCGAGGCUGGUUCGUGGAAAGAGCAGAGGCAUUCUGGGAAGGAUGGAAGCUGGCUCCAGCAAUGCACCCACAGUUAUCUUGUUAUGGAAGGAACCGGGAAUGCACCCGCCAUGGGUACAGGUUGUCGGGGCUUUGGCUGGGUUGUUCGGGACUCUUCCAGGGAAUUCGUGAAAGGUGCUGCAAAAUGCUGGACAGCAGAAUGCAGCCCUCGUGAAUCGGAGAUUAUCGGCAUUCGAGAGGCUUUGACAUGGCUGUGUAACCAAGGAUGGGAUCGGGUGGACGUGGAGUCUGAUGCCCUUUAAGCUAUUAAUGAAUUUCAUGAUGGGAGAUCCCGGAACUCAUUUGGAUUGAUUGGGGGAGAUAUUACAGUCUUAUUAAAAUAUUUGAAUUGUAUUAAAUUUUAGGGAAAAUUACUAUGGGAUAUUACCCGAAAUAGGACAAAAAAGGUUUCAAAAUUCCAAAACAGGACUGACAUAUUUUUAUUCCCAAAAAAGACUACUUACUGCCAUGUUUUGGCAGUACCAG
Molecule: messenger RNA, 1143 nt
Organism: Cuscuta epithymum
Lineage: Eukaryota; Viridiplantae; Streptophyta; Magnoliopsida; Solanales; Convolvulaceae
Source: the annotation of a GenBank genome assembly